UACGAUCUCACUCCCAUCAAUGGCUACGCUUACUGGGUCGGCCUCGGAGUCUACCAUUCUGGCGUACAAGUUCAUGGGGUUGAAUAUGCAUUUGGAGCACAUGAUCAUUCAACCACCGGAAUAUUUGAAGUGGAACCAAUGCUGUGCCCUGGUUUCACAUUCAGAAAAUCAAUCUUGAUCGGAAAAACAGAUUUGGGUCCCAAAGAGGUCCUUGCAUUCAUGGAGAAACUUGCAGAGGAGUACUCGGGAGACUCCUACAACCUCAUCACCAAAAAUUGCAACCAUUUCUGCAACGAUGCUUGUAUCCGGUUGACCGGGAAGCAUAUACCCAGCUGGGUUAAUCGACUUGCUCGACUUGGUUUGCUCUGCAACUGCGUUCUCCCGGCAGGUUUGAAUGAGACCAAGGUGCGACAAGUUAGAACAGAAGAUCGGGGUUAUGAGAAGAAGAGGCUAAGAAGCCAUUCAAGUAGGUUUACAUCUUCUAACCUAAAUCCUUCUUUGCCAUCUCGUCCUUCAGGUUCUGCAUGCAAAAUUAUUAGACAAAAGUCGGUAGACAAAGAUUUCAUCCUCGAUCUUCAUCUUUGAUUCAUUCUUCUUAGCCCUCGACUCUCAAGCUUUAUCAGCAGUUUGGUUUCAAUUCUUCAUAGGAUUAUAGUUCUUCGUUUUUCCCCCUUGUGAAAAUAACAACAAAAAGAUGGGGCAAAUUUGCAAAUGUUACUCGUUGUCUGAUUUUUAUUUUUUCUUUAAUGAAAGCAUAAACAGCUGCUUGAAAAUGUUGCAGUGUGUUCUGUUUUUGUAAAGUGUUUUUAUUUUCUGUUGAACUAACAGUCCAGCCUGUUGCCCCCUAACAUUGGCCAAAACUAAAAGCUUAUGAGCAGAGCUAGGGUUUAGAUCAUAAAGAUGUAUAUGUAUGCAUAGAUACAAACUUCAAGAUGGGGAUAUUCAUUAGAGA
Messenger RNA from Camellia sinensis, 952 nucleotides. RefSeq names its product deSI-like protein At4g17486. Gene Ontology annotation, molecular function: deubiquitinase activity. Gene Ontology annotation, biological process: protein deubiquitination. The record is from RefSeq and is a predicted model, not a curated record. NCBI's taxonomy places the organism in Eukaryota, Viridiplantae, Streptophyta, Magnoliopsida, Ericales, Theaceae.